GAUGACUUCCAAGGAGGACGGCAAGGCGGCGCCGGGGGAGGAGCGGCGGCGCAGCCCGCUGGACCACCUGCCGCCGCCCGCCAACUCCAACAAGCCCCUGACGCCGUUCAGCAUAGAGGACAUCCUCAACAAGCCGUCUGUGCGGAGAAGUUACUCGCUGUGCGGGGCGGCGCACCUGCUGGCGGCUGCGGACAAGCACACGCCGGGCGGCUUGCCCCUGGCGGGGCGCGCACUGCUCUCCCAGACCUCGCCGCUGUGCGCACUGGAGGAGCUCGCCAGCAAGACCUUUAAGGGGCUGGAGGUCAGCGUCCUGCAGGCAGCCGAAGGCCGAGACGGGAUGACCAUCUUUGGGCAACGGCAGACCCCCAAGAAGCGGCGAAAGUCUCGUACGGCCUUCACCAACCACCAGAUCUACGAGUUGGAGAAGCGAUUCCUCUACCAGAAGUACCUGUCCCCUGCCGACCGAGACCAAAUCGCGCAGCAGUUGGGCCUCACCAACGCUCAGGUCAUCACCUGGUUUCAGAAUCGGCGCGCCAAGCUCAAGCGGGACCUGGAGGAGAUGAAGGCCGACGUGGAGUCCGCCAAGAAACUGGGCCCCGGUGGUCAGAUGGACAUCGUGGCGCUGGCCGAACUGGAGCAGAACUCGGAGGCUGCCGGCGCUGGUGGCGGCGGCUGCGGCAGGGCCAAGUCGAGGCCUGGCUCUCCGGCACUCCCUCCAGGCGUUCCGCAGGCCCCGGGCGCCGGGCCCCUGCAGCUCUCGCCCGCCUCCCCACUCACGGACCAGCCAGCCAGCAGCCAGGACUGCUCGGAGGACGAGGAAGACGAAGAGAUCGACGUGGACGAUUGAGCGGAGCCCAGAAUCUGCCGCCGCACGGGGCCCCUGGAGCCGCGGGCCUGCAGCCUCCCGGACCGGACCGCGGAGGGGAGCUGGGACCUCCUCUGCAACUCCCGCCUUCUCCCCUGUCCUUGGCCCAGACUGGGCUCCCAGCAGCCGCCUCUUCCCUCUCGAAGCAAUAAACCCCGGCUGGGCUGGCCGGCCGGGCCGGCCGCUGGCGUAGCCUCCGCAGACCGCCCGGGGAGCCCUCGCCGGGCAGUUCUGUAUGGCUUCUGUAUAAAUAUUUAAACCUAUAUAGCGGGUUCUUCCCACCGCAGCCUGCCUUUUUUGUUUCUUUUUAAAUUUUUUAAGAUCUCGGAGGUUUUCAUGUUUUCAAAGCUCGUAGGCUGCCGGGUUUGCUGAGGGAGAGGCAGAGCCGAGGGUAACGGACACUGAACCCCCGCGGUCUGGAGGAGGGGGCCACCCGACUGUUUCGAUUUUUCUCUGCAUGUGGCGAAUGCACCGGCCCUCUCCCUCCUCGCCUCCCCGGGCCUAUUGCAGUUGACUUCUUUUAUUUUCUUCUGCAUUUUUCCCCGAGUCAGAAGCGGCUGAGGUGGGCAGCCGGAGCCUGACUUGCAAGUUCCAAAUUGAUCUUUUCUUCCUCCCCUAAGAGAAGUCUCUUUCCGAUGCCAUUUCUGCCUCCCAAUACCCACUAGCGCUAUUUUAAAGAUUCCUCUCCACCCUCUCUCGGUUUCCUUGGACCGACUGCUGGGGUCCGGGUCUUAGGGACAAAACGGGGAAAUCCAGCCAACAAACCAACCAACGAAAAAGGAACCCAAAGCCCUAGAAUUAUUUUUUACUCUUUUUAGAAUUUUUUUGCAUGUGACAGAGACUGAGAGGAGGCCAACCUAAGUCCUCACCCCACCUCCUCCACAGCUCUGGGUCUGUCUCCAACGCCCGCUCCUAGGUGGACUUGGCCAGGCAAGGUGGCCAGAUGAGGGUGGGUCCCACGUGCUCCUUCCCCGCUCCUGCCCUGCCUUCUCCUCCCCGGACUGUACCCAAGGCCUCUUUCUCCAAUAAAUAAAGU
Messenger RNA from Phyllostomus hastatus (greater spear-nosed bat), 1901 nucleotides. It is a transcript of the gene LBX1, whose product is annotated as ladybird homeobox 1. Gene Ontology annotation, molecular function: DNA binding; DNA-binding transcription factor activity, RNA polymerase II-specific. NCBI's taxonomy places the organism in Eukaryota, Metazoa, Chordata, Mammalia, Chiroptera, Phyllostomidae. Gene Ontology annotation, biological process: regulation of DNA-templated transcription. The record is from RefSeq and is a predicted model, not a curated record. The transcript has 2 exons. The coding region runs from base 2 to 847 and encodes 281 amino acids.